ACAACCACAAGCACCCCUCCAUGACUCUUAUUUGAUCCCCAUACUCAUUCAACACACUCUCUCUCUAUUCCUUUGCUUCUCUCUCUCUCUUCUUGUUUCUGUUAGAACUUGUGGGCACAACACAACACACCCUUCCAUGACUCUCUUUUGAUGCUCUUUCAACCACUUUCUUCCUCCUUUUACCCGCAUCAGGUACUUCUUCUUCUUCUUAUUCUUCCACGUUCACCAUGGAAGCCCAUUCUUCUCCCUCAACGACGUCGUUUUAUCACCAGAAACGUUUCCUGCAGGAGAUGGAUUUCUUCUCUGACAAAAAAAUCAAGACUGAUGAUUAUCAACAUGAUCAUGAUGAUGAUCUGAUGAUGCUAAACGGGCCCACAGAGCUUCACGCUGAUGCGAGUUUAGAUCUUGUGACUGUGACGAGCAGUAGCAACAGAUCGAUGGUGGAUGAUGGGGCAUCAUACGCCAUGGAAGAGAACAAGAAAAAAGAGUAUGUAGCUUUGUUAGCUGAAUUGCAGCAGAUAAAAGCUGAAAAUCAACGUCUGAGAGAUUUGCUUGAUCAAGUGAACCUAAACUACAAUGCCCUGAAAUUGAAACUUACCAAGCUCAAGCGGACGCAAAGUAAUAAUGAGGUAGAAGAAGGCAGUGGAGAUCAGAUUGAGAGGAAAAGAGGAAUGAAUAUGACAGGGCUAUUAGUUGAAGAUAGUAAUAAAAGUGAAGGCAAAUUGAGAGAAAGCAAAAGCAAUAAUAAUAUGCUUGAUUUGAUGGAAUGCAAGAUUGAGAAGAGCACAAAUAAUAAUGAUCAUCAGCCACUUAACAAAGGUUAUGGGAACGAUCAUCAUAAUAGUGAUCAUACAAAAAGCAUUUCAUCAGAAACCAUAUCACUCGUCAGGAAAGCUCGUGUUUCUGUUCGAGCUCGAUCUGAGACUCCAAUGAUAGCAGAUGGAUGCCAAUGGAGAAAAUAUGGGCAAAAGAUGGCAAAAGGAAACCCUUGUCCCCGAGCUUAUUAUCGUUGUUCCAUGGGAACUGCUUGUCCUGUACGAAAACAAGUUCAGAGGUGUGCCGAAGAUAGAAGCAUUCUGAUGACUACAUACGAAGGACAACACAAUCAUCCACUUCCUCCAGCCGCAAAAGCUAUGGCUUCCACAACAUCUUCAGCUGUUUCAACCAUUCUUUCAGGAUCAAUUCAAAGUUCAGAUCAUCCUCAUCAUCACAAUAACCUCAUAAACCCUAAUCUUUUAGGAAGUGCUUCAAUGUUUGCUUACUCACACAACAUGGCUACUCUAACAGCCUCAGCUCCAUUCCCCACUAUAAUUUUGGAUCUCACUGAUCAUCAAACGGAGCCGCCGCCGCCCAAGAUUUUCGGUAAGGCUCUGGGUGAUCAACACCCGAGGGUCUCUCAGGGAACGACGUCGUUCACUGAUACGGUGAAUGCAGCAACGGCAGCUAUUACAGCGGAUCCCAAUUUCACUGCAGCUCUUGUGGCUGCUAUCACUUCUAUCAUUGGAAGUUCCCAUUCCAAGAGUAAUAAUGGUUCAGAUGUUACUACAAAUGGAAAACCCUAGAAAUGGGUGAAACUCAGUUGUUAUUGUUAUUGGCUUUGUUGUUUUGUCUGGAAAUUUUGAUCUUUUAGUUUUCAUCGCUUCUUAUAUAAAACUAUGAUGGUAAGCAGUUUAGUUUAAUUUAAAUGCCUUAUUUCUCUCA
Messenger RNA from Neltuma alba, 1701 nucleotides. RefSeq names its product probable WRKY transcription factor 31. The record is from RefSeq and is a predicted model, not a curated record. The coding region runs from base 228 to 1562 and encodes 444 amino acids. NCBI's taxonomy places the organism in Eukaryota, Viridiplantae, Streptophyta, Magnoliopsida, Fabales, Fabaceae. Gene Ontology annotation, molecular function: DNA-binding transcription factor activity; sequence-specific DNA binding. Gene Ontology annotation, biological process: regulation of DNA-templated transcription. The transcript has 6 exons.